Pediculus humanus corporis (human body louse) is the source of this 1920-nucleotide messenger RNA. RefSeq names its product G-protein signaling modulator, putative. The coding region runs from base 1 to 1920 and encodes 639 amino acids. Gene Ontology annotation, molecular function: protein binding; GTPase regulator activity. The transcript is spliced from 9 exons. The record is from RefSeq and is a predicted model, not a curated record. Lineage: Eukaryota; Metazoa; Arthropoda; Insecta; Psocodea; Pediculidae.
AUGUCUCUUAGCGCGAGCGUUGAAAAUUUAUCCACUCAAUGCGAUAAUCAGGGCUCUGGUGAAAAUGGUAAUAUGUGUUUAGAAUUAGCUCUGGAAGGUGAAAGGUUAUGCAAAGCUGGAGAUUGUCGUUCUGGCGUUGCCUUCUUUCAAGCAGCCAUACAAGCAGGAACAGAUGAUUUGAGAACGUUGAGUGCUAUUUAUUCCCAAUUAGGAAAUGCAUAUUUUUAUCUUGGUGAUUACAAUAAAGCCAUGAUGUAUCACAAACAUGAUUUAACACUUGCUAGAACAAUGGGAGACAUUUUAGGAGAAGCUAAAUCAAGUGGAAAUUUAGGAAACACAUUAAAAGUUAUGGGAAAAUUCGAUGAAGCCAUGGUUUGUUGUAAACGACAUUUAGAUAUUUCCAGAGAACUAAACGACAAACUGAGCGAAGGCAGAGCAUUAUACAAUCUUGGUAAUGUUUAUCACGCUAAGGGAAAGCAUAUCGGAAGGGUAGGUCAGCAAGACCCUGGAGAAUUUCCAGAAGAAGUCAAAGAAUGUUUGCAACAAGCUGUUAAAUAUUACGAGGAAAAUUUAGAAUUGAUGAAAGAGCUAAAUGAUUCUGCAGCCCAAGGAAGAGCAUGUGGAAAUCUAGGUAACACAUAUUAUCUGUUAGGCGAUUUUCAACAAGCAAUCAAAUACCAUCAAGAAAGAUUAAGAAUAGCGAGAGAAUUCGGAGACAAAGCUGCUGAAAGGAGAGCCAAUAGUAAUUUAGGAAAUUCUCAUAUAUUCCUUGGGGAAUUUGAAUCGGCUGCUGAAUAUUACAAGCGGACGUUAGUGUUGGCUCAAGAAUUGGGGGACCGGGCCGUAGAAGCUCAAGCAUGUUAUUCUCUCGGUAAUACAUACACACUCCUUAGAGAUUAUCCAACAGCAAUAGAAUAUCACUUACGUCAUCUAAUAAUUGCUCAACAAUUAAUGGAUCGCGUGGGUGAGGGCAGAGCUUGUUGGUCACUCGGCAAUGCUCAUUCGGCAAUGGGUAAUCACGAAAAGGCUUUGUACUUUGCCACGAAACAUCUCGAUAUAUCGAAAGAACUCGGUGAUACGAUGGGGCAAAACACGGCUCAAAUGAACGUGGCCGAUUUGAAAAAAGUUUUAGGGAUUUCAACGACUGAAAUUUCACCAGAUUCUCAAUCAUCUGUCCAAUCGACCAGGAGAAACAGGGUGAGAAGGCAAAGCAUGGAACAACUUAAUUUGAUUAAGUUAACUCCUGAUGGAAAACAAAAACCAAGUGCUUCCGAAAUGAGUCCUCCAUCAAUGCCAUUCAAAUCCGAUGCUUCAAAUAAAGGGGAACGGUUAGAAGAUGAAGAAUCGUUUUUUGAUUUGUUGUCAAGGUUCCAGUCGGAGAGAAUGGACGAUCAAAGAUGUUCACUGAGUGUUGCCGACAAAGAAAAUAAAUCUGUUAGAUCAAAUCCUUUGGGUCCUUUGCCCAACAAUGGCGAAACGAAGGAUGAUCUUCUCGAUCUUAUUGUCGGAAUGCAAAGUAAAAGAAUGGACGAACAACGGGUGGCUUUGCCACAUCUUCCGGGCCUUUGCCCUCCAUCCGUUCCUUCUCAAAAUCCCGUAAUACAAAGGUUGUCUCUGGCGGAUUCUAAAAAUACAGCUCCAGACGAUGCAUUUUUAGAAAUGCUCAUGAGAUGUCAGGGUUCCAGAUUGGAAGAUCAGAGAAGUUCGCUUCCGGAAGAAAGUAACACGGAUCAAAGAAAAGCGCCGACGGUACCAGACGAAGAUUUUUUUUCGUUAAUUUUAAGACUUCAAUCGGGACGUAUGGAAGAUCAAAGAGCUGCCGUUCCUCCUCCCGAACAAAUCAGAAACGGUUCCGUUCCGAACGCGGGAGCGGGACAAAGACAAAACUCGGAAGAACCUAGAAAAGAAAAGAAAAAAUGA